CAUCAGGGAGAAUGUGGCUUGUUGCAUACGAAGAAGUUCUGGUUUUCAACUUCACAAUAAAAUGAUUGCAUAGCCGUUUCGCCCGUUAUUAGCCUCGAGGCCCCGGCAGAGUGAAUAGCGUGUCAAUAAGUACAGCUCGAAUUACAAAAUCACAGCUCUAUUCGUUUAAAUCAAUUUAGGACGUUUUAGAUAAAAUUUAAAAAUGGUUAUACAAAAAAUUUGCUGUCUCGGUGCUGGCUACGUCGGCGGUCCUACGUGCAGUGUGAUUGCGUUAAAAUGCCCUAAUAUUAAAGUGACUGUUUGCGACAAAAGCGUAGAGAGAAUAAAUCAGUGGAACUCCGAUAAAUUGCCGAUCUACGAGCCCGGUUUAGAUGAUGUUGUCAAGCAAUGUCGAGGUAGGAAUCUAUUUUUCUCGACCGACAUUGAAACUAGUAUCGUGGAGGCCGAUUUAAUUUUCAUCUCAGUGAAUACGCCGACUAAAACGAUCGGUAAUGGCAAAGGCAGAGCUGCUGAUCUUAAAUACAUCGAGGGCGCUGCCCGUAUGAUCGCGGACAUCGCUACGAGUAACAAAAUCGUUGUAGAAAAAAGUACCGUACCAGUGAAAGCGGCUGAAAUUAUCAUGAAAAUAUUACGCGCUAACACGAAGCCCGGUGUCGAGUAUCAGAUAUUGUCAAAUCCCGAAUUUUUGGCUGAGGGUACAGCUAUUGUGGAUCUCGUUGAAGCUGAGAGGGUGCUUAUUGGCGGCGAAGACACACCUGAGGGUCAAAAAGCUGUACAGGCUCUCUGCUGGGUGUAUGAACACUGGAUUCCAGCAAAAAAUAUCUUAACAACCAACACCUGGAGUUCAGAGUUGUCUAAGCUGGCUGCUAACGCCUUUUUAGCUCAAAGAAUCUCCAGUAUUAAUUCACUAUCUGCUGUCUGUGAGGCUACAGGUGCUGAUGUGUCUGAAGUUGCUAGAGCUGUGGGUAGAGAUUCUCGAAUUGGCCCUAAAUUCCUUGAAGCAUCCAUCGGUUUCGGAGGCAGCUGCUUCCAGAAGGAUAUUCUUAAUCUCAUCUACUUAUCAGAAUGUCUGAAUUUACCAGAAGUAGCUGCGUAUUGGCAGCAAGUCGUCAACUUAAAUGAUUAUCAGAAAACAAGAUUCACUCGUAAAGUUAUUGAGUCAUUAUUCAACACGGUCGCUGACAAAAAAAUUGCUGUACUUGGAUUUUCGUUCAAGAAAAAUACUGGAGACACACGAGAAUCCCCGGCCAUUUAUGUAUCAACAACUUUACUAGACGAAGGGGCGAAAUUACAUAUCUACGACCCAAAAGUAGAACAUGAUCAAAUAUACUACGAAUUACUCCAUCCACAAGUCACAAAUGAACCAGAAUUAGUUCGUAAGAAUAUAGAAAUUCACGAUUCAGCAUAUUCAGCUGUAUCAGGGGCCCAUGCGAUCGUAUUAUGCACAGAAUGGGAUGAAUUCAAAUCUCUAGACUAUAAGAAAAUAUAUGAAGUUAUGAUGAAGCCCGCUUACAUAUUCGAUGGUCGUAAAAUUUUGGAUCACGAAGCAUUGUUGAAUAUCGGUUUCCAUGUGCAGACAAUUGGGAAGAGAUUGUCGAGGACGAGUAGCAUAAGAGCACAAGGCAGCCAAACGAUGCCCUAGGUGUUAAACUCACUAUACGAAAACUCAGUAUACAAUCUACUAUUUUAACUAUGGACUUCGAUAUAUAAGGUAAAAAAAAAUAGCUCAAACAUUUAUUUUUAAUCUGUGACGUUAACGAAACGACGGAUAAUAUUGAUGUGGUUUUUAUUUUGGCAUAAUUCUUUGUGCCUUUGCUAGAGAUGUUUAUGUUUUUUUUUUUUUCUUGGAUUUAUAUAAGGAUUGAGCUAUUUUUAAAUUGUCAAAAUCGUGAAAUAUUUUUAUCGGACAAAUAUUGUAAUAAUUGUAUCGCUAGCCUAAACAUUUUAAGAAAUUUUAUUUUUUAUAGUUUAUUUUAAUGAUAGCUAAUAUUAUCUGUAUGAUAUAUAGUUUAAUUACUCUGUAUUUAAAUACUCUUGACCGGUUUUUAAUGGAAACGUAUUUUUGAAUUUAGAACACGCACAAUUUCGUUUUCAAAUAACCAAUGCUUAAAACGUAUAUGUUAUCUGUGACUCAACGGUAUACAGUAUCUAAUCCUACCCCCUCGGACUGUUGACGAGUUUCAUCCACACCUAGAACGAAGUUGAUAAAGACGAUGAAUCUUGGUAUGGGAGAUAGUGUGACUCCCUGACACAGGGUAGGAUGAUGUCGGUUUUGUAAAUUUUGCGCGUGUAAAGCCAUGCGUCCAGCUAGUGUUAUAUAAAUAUCUAAUUAGCUUUUUAUAAAACUCAUAUGAAUAAUUUAUGUUAAUGUAUAUGAUAAAUUUUUAUAUGUAUGUUUUAUGAGCCAGCCGUCCUAUUUCUCGUACAUCAAAAGAAUAACUUAGACAUUAAUUAGAAGUCAUUAUAAAAAAUGACAUUUUUUUAAUUGACCUUUGUUUAAUUAUAUCAAUAUUUAAUAUAUUUUUUUAUUUAUAUUGUAAAAGGUUAAUAUAUUAAUUAAUAAAAGUUAACCCGUAUAAGAAUUCCAAUUAGAGCAAUUAAAAAAAAACCAAUAUGUAAAUUUGACUUGUCAUUGUGUAUCCCAGUGUUCCUUGUGCCUGUCAUUACACUGGCUCACUCACACUCCGAACACAACAGUUCUGCUGUAUGACCAGGGGUGUUAAGUUCAACUAAUGUUCUUAAUUUAAAGUUUUUAGGUUGAAUAGGUUUCGCCUUAGCGUUGAUAGUCAGAGAAAUUAUUUUAUGUGUUUUGAAUAUUAAUACGAAGUUGUUUGUUCGGUUUUGUAUUCGUUUUUCAUUAAAUACUGGUCGAUUUGUAUAAAUACGUUUGUAAUGUCUCAAAUAAAAAAUCGAAUCUAUGCAUUACGUAUAAUUCAUUAAGUAUUCUUUUAUUCGAAUGAAAAACACAGACACGUCGGAUAUGGCAACAUUUAGUACCUUAUUAUUUAUUUAUGAGUAUUAUUUAUAUCUUGACGUUAAUGAUUCUGUGUGUUUAAUAAUUAUUUUUACAUGUAUGUCUCGAUAAUAUUGCAUUUGUAUAAGGUGACGUGUUAUCGGGUAACUAAUUCGAUGUAUUUUUUGUUAUUUUGUCGGAGGAUCGCUAUGAUUUUUAAAGAUUAGUUUUUGUUACACUUCAACCUUCUGGAUCUCUGCUGCCGUGCGAACAAAACGUCUUAGUGUGUAGAAAUACA
This is a messenger RNA of Vanessa atalanta (red admiral), 3251 nucleotides long. RefSeq names its product UDP-glucose 6-dehydrogenase (gene sgl). Gene Ontology annotation, molecular function: UDP-glucose 6-dehydrogenase activity; NAD binding. Bases 203 to 1642 code for a protein of 479 amino acids. The transcript is spliced from 2 exons. The record is from RefSeq and is a predicted model, not a curated record. Gene Ontology annotation, cellular component: nucleus; cytosol. NCBI's taxonomy places the organism in Eukaryota, Metazoa, Arthropoda, Insecta, Lepidoptera, Nymphalidae. Gene Ontology annotation, biological process: glycosaminoglycan biosynthetic process.